This is a messenger RNA of Papilio machaon (common yellow swallowtail), 3050 nucleotides long. RefSeq names its product solute carrier family 12 member 9. Gene Ontology annotation, molecular function: potassium:chloride symporter activity. The transcript is spliced from 21 exons. Gene Ontology annotation, cellular component: membrane. Lineage: Eukaryota; Metazoa; Arthropoda; Insecta; Lepidoptera; Papilionidae. The coding region runs from base 145 to 2949 and encodes 934 amino acids. Gene Ontology annotation, biological process: chloride transmembrane transport; chloride ion homeostasis; potassium ion import across plasma membrane. The record is from RefSeq and is a predicted model, not a curated record.
UAUUUCCUUGACAUACAUUGUGAAUAUUUUCAAAACUUUUUGCAAACAAAAACAAAGAUACACUAUGACUAAAAAUUAACAGUGUUGGUUUUCUGUGUGACGAUAAAAUUUAUAACUCUAUUAUAAGUGACGAAGCCAGCAAUCAUGGCGGAUACGCUAGAUCCACUAUCUCCGAGUAUCAACAGUCCUCGAGUGCCAGGUCUCAUGCACAAGCUCAGGAUGAGGUUUGGCAGAUCACCACCUCCAAGACCACCAGGAGAAGGAUAUGUGGAAUUUGGUGAGUUCAGAACGGAGGCACCAGGAGUCAUGAAAGUGGGCACAUUUGCUGGUGUCUUCUGUCCCGUUGUGCUGUCUAUGUUCAGUGCUCUGGUCUUCAUACGGAUGGGUUACCUGGUGGGCAAUGCAGGUCUGUUAGUGACAUUAGGUCAAUUUGCACUAGCAUAUCUUAUAGUCAUCUUUACGGUGACAUCUAUAUGCGCUAUAUCGACUAAUGGAGCGGUGGAAGGAGGAGGUGUUUAUUUUAUGAUAAGUAGGACAUUAGGUCCAGAAUUCGGUGGCGCGAUCGGGACACUAUUCUUCUUUGCCAACGUAGUGUCUAGUGCGCUUUGCAUAUCUGCUUGUACUGAAGCUUUGGUAGAGAAUUUUGGAGCCAAUGGAUACUUGGUUGGAUCGAGCGGUGGUUUGCCAACCAGUUGGUGGUUCAGCUUCCUAUAUCGGUCAGUGCUGAACGCGCUGGGUCUGGCGGUGUCACUUGCGGGCGCUUCGCUCUUUGCCCGCACCAGCCUCGCUAUCUGGCUAACUGUGCUCAUCUGUCUGGCUAGCGCGUUUAUCAGCUUCUUUGUUACCAGUCCCGGAAUGAUAGAAAGGCCGGACACCAACGAGCUGGUGAACACAACAUCGUUUCAUUACACCGGCCUGUCUAAAGAGACGUUGUAUAGCAACAUAUAUCCUUCUUACGGCCGCGACUACAGCACUAGUGCCGGUGAUCGUGUUGACUUCGCCUCAGUCUUCGGGGUGCUGUUUACUGGUGUUACUGGUGUCAUGGCGGGAGCUAAUAUGAGUGGCGAGCUGAAGCAGCCUUCCCGCAGCAUCCCAGCUGGCACACUAUGGGCAUUGCUGUUCACCGCACUCUGCUACGCCGCACUCACACUGCUCUCUGCUGCAACCUGCUCCAGAGAGUUGCUGCAGAAUAACUACGUAUAUUUACUACCAAUUAAUGUGUGGCCGCCAUUUAUUGCUGUCGGUAUGCUGCUGGCAACAUUUUCCGCUGGUCUUUCAAAUUUGAUUGGUGCAUCCAGAGUUUUAGAAGCUUUGGCCAAAGAUGACAUAUAUGGUUUUCUCCUCCGACCAAUGGUAUCACGUAGUGGCAACCCCGUGGUGGCAGUGAUGACGUCAUGGCUCCUAGUGCAAAUUGGCAUCAUGGCGGGAUCAUUGAAUGCUAUUGCUCAAGUAAACUCAGUAUUGUUCAUAACGAGUUAUUUCGCCAUUAACUUGGCCUGUCUCGGUCUGGAUCUAGCUUCGGCACCUAAUUUUAGACCAUCAUUCAAGUACUUCUCGUGGGUGUCAGCACUGCUGGGCAUGGUGGGCAGUGCUGGGCUGGUGUUUGCUCUGCGGCCGGCGUACGCAGCUGGAGCAGCCCUCGCCUGCACCGCGCUGGUGCUGGCUCUGCAUCUCCUCUCACCUGCAGCUGCUGAUCCCAAGUGGGGCAGUCUCAGCCAGGCGCUCAUAUUCCAUCAGGUGCGCAAGUACCUGUUGCUGCUGGAUCCGCGACGAGAGCAUGUCAAGUUCUGGAGACCUCAGAUGCUGCUGCUGGUCAGCUCUCCGCGUCACGCCGCACCUCUCAUAGACUUCGUUAAUGACCAGAAGAAGGGAGGUUUGUUUGUGAUCGGUCACGUGAGAGUUGGUGAACUGGAUGGCAGCGGAGACCCCCUGGCUGAGGAGCAUAAAUACUGGCUCAAGCUGAUCGACCACUUGAAGGUGAAAGCAUUUGUAGAGCUGUGCCUGUGUCGCAGCGUGCGGGAGGGCGCGGCGCAGCUGACGCGGCUGGCGGGGCUCGGCGCCAUGAAGCCCGACACUGUGCUGCUCGGCUUCAGAGAUGAUCAUCCGCACAGAGACUUCUUUAGAGAUCCCCAGUCACCGUACAAGACGUGUGAGUUUGAACUGGAGGGGGGCGAGCAGGUGUUCCAGUGGGGGGGAGCUCAGACGCGACCCUCAGCUGCGGAGUACGUACGUAUUGUACGAGAUGUGCUCUGCGUUGGCAAGAAUGUCUGUCUGUGUAGACAUUUCCAUAUGCUUGAUAUGGCGGCGGUGGAACGGAGAUCAGGUCACUUGAAGUACAUAGAUGUGUGGCUUGUGGAGCCGUGGCGUGCUUCAUGUGAGGACGCGUUCACUGUACGGGCGUUGUUCGCGUUACAACUUGCUGCUGUAGUGCGCUCGGCACGCGGCUGGCAACACUUGCGUCUGCGCGUACAUCAUGCACCCCCCACCACAGGUGUGAUGGUUGCAGAAGGUGGGGUGUCGUGGUGCGCGACUCCUGCAGCAGCCCCUGGUCUGCCAGCGCUGGCUGGUCCUGGACGUCCAGUACAUGAGCGGUUAGAGCAACUGCUCACAUUGCUCAGAAUUGACGCUUCUAUACAUUGUGCAUCAGAUUGGCCAGCACUGGAGGAGUCAGGUAGAUGGCAGGACAGUACUGAUGAGAACAGUGUACUCAACAGGAUACCUAUCACCUAUUUGCAAAAGGUGAACAGAGUAAUGGCGUCUCGUUGCGCUGAGGGCACGGCGGUGACAUUCAUACAGCUGCCAGCGCCGCCCGCACUGCCGCCGCAUCCCACCAGCGCUGAUGAACCCCUCUGCCAGCAAUAUCUCAAGGUAUUGGAUGAACUGACGAAGGAUCUCUCUCCGACUAUACUUGUAAGAGGACUCAAAUCUGUCACAUCGACUACCUUAUAGAUAAUAAGUUUAUAAACAAAUUGUCAAUUACUUCACGUUUCCACUGUUGAUAUACAUGUUUGAAAACAUAUUGUUGUCCAUUUCAUAUUGUUUGAAGAAAA